AUGUCUCCCAACAUCGAUGAUGAUCCAUAAACGAAAGAAUAUGAGAUGAGGCUCUUGGCUAUUCAAGAUCUUGAUACUACUGCUGCAGAUAAUUGUGCAUUCAGUCUGACGAAGAAGAGAUUGGGCCAUGAUUAUUUUGAUAAGAUUCCUAAUGGAUUUAAUGGUGUUGAUGAUAGAAUUUCUGUAAUCUGGACAAAUGGAUUUGGCAAAGGAGUAAUUACACCAUCAGAUUUUCCUUAUGGCUAUGGAUACGAAAAGAUUCCAGCUUUAGAUGCAUAUAGAAGAAUCAAGGAAACCCAGUCUAAAGAAUUGGCAUAAAGCCUUCAUCAAAAUUUCUAGAAGAGAAACUUAUAAAAUAAUUCAGAUAAAUAAUAAUACUAUUACGGAUAAUAGCUAGCUCAAUAUUUAAAUUGA
Stylonychia lemnae is the source of this 414-nucleotide messenger RNA. The record is from the annotation of a GenBank genome assembly. NCBI's taxonomy places the organism in Eukaryota, Ciliophora, Spirotrichea, Sporadotrichida, Oxytrichidae.